AUUAUUCUCUCUCUUUAUCUUCAACCCUUUGGAGCCUCGACGCUAGUAUGUCCCGGCCACCCACCUCCGCCUCUAUCUCCACCUUCUCUUCCCCACUUCUCGUCUCCUCCGCCGCCUUCUUCUAGGUCCCUUUUGGAUUUUCUUUCUUUCUUCGAAUUUGGGUUUGGUGGGGACCCGGUCUGGUGAUUUCUAGCGUCGUCGAUCUUUGUAAUGGGGGUUAGGGUUUGGAUUAGCGGGAUCCUUAUGAUGCUUUUAUGGGAAAGCCUUGCCUCCUCUGCUGAACCCGGCUUUUGCUCUCCAAUUUCCGUUACUGAUUCGAUCUUAGGGUUCCGAGAAUCCAGCUGCCCUCUUUACCCCGAUUCGCUCUCCUUUGGUUUCAAUGGUGUUACAGAGGGAGAUGAGGUUUCAUUACAAAGGGCCCUGAACAUGGUUCACAAGAAUAGUUAUGAUUAUGUGGCUGUGCUUUUCUAUGCCUCUUGGUGUCCUUUCUCGAGGACCUUUAGGCGAACCUUCUCCAUCCUGUCUUCUCUAUAUCCUUCCAUACCGCAUUUUGCCAUUGAAGAAUCAGCUAUCAGGCCAAGUUUCUGCAGUAUUCUCUCAAAGUAUGGAGUUCAUGGAUUUCCUACUCUCUUCAUUUUAAAUUCUACAAUGCGUAUUCGAUAUCAUGGCUCUCGAACCCCUUCUUCUCUGAUUUCUUUCUACAGCGAUGUUACUGGCAUCAUGACUGCAUCGCAUGAUGAAGCGUCACUAGACAAAAUUGGAAGCUCGUCAAAUCACGAGAAGAAUGGCAACUCCGAGCAGGAAAGCUGCCCAUUCUCAUGGGCAAGGUCUCCAGAGAACUUGCUCCGUCAAGAAACAUAUCUGGCACUGGCCACCACGUUCGUGGUACUGAGAUUGCUCUACUUAAUUUUUCCUACUUUGCUUGUAUUUUCUCAAUGUGCUUGGAGAAGGUACAUCCGAAACAUGAGAUUCGGCGCCUUGUUGGAGCAUCCCAUCGCCUAUCUUAAGCGAGCGGUACAGUUAUCAAAUUCCUUAAAGGAGCCUUGUAAGAGGAGCAAUUUGCAGGAAGGAGCCAUGAAUGCAAAAGCGUGGGCUUCAAAGUCCCUUGCCACUGUUUCAAUCGGCGAUGCAAGCACCAGCAGCCGGUGUGUGCCAGUGAAUGAAUGCCACUAACCUUCUCAGAAAGCUCAGAGCCACUCGAAAAAGCCUUCGACUCUCUCGUCGUCGUCCAUGAAUGGUCCAACAACAGCAGAAACAGAAGAGCGUUUGUGCUAGAAGCUUUUAAGAAAAUCAUCCUGAAGCUCUUGAGAUAUUAGGGGUUUUAGUUUUGGGGUUCAACGGUCAUGCCAUGAAGGUGAAAUAUGUAACUAAAUCUUGAUGAUGCUGUAGAAAUUCAUUUUUCGUUUUGUCUAUAUGCUUUUUUUUUAACAGGUUACAAUAUAGUAAGCACGAGUAGUUAUUCAGAUUUGCCUUUGGAGACCUCCAUUUGAGAUAAGGUUUAAUUGAUAAUAAUUAGUGUAAUUUUCAUUAUAUGUACCAAAACAAAAACCUCUGCUUUUUGCUUUUUU
This is a messenger RNA of Humulus lupulus (European hop), 1568 nucleotides long. Its product is annotated as 5'-adenylylsulfate reductase-like 4. The record is from RefSeq and is a predicted model, not a curated record. The coding region runs from base 211 to 1173 and encodes 320 amino acids. NCBI's taxonomy places the organism in Eukaryota, Viridiplantae, Streptophyta, Magnoliopsida, Rosales, Cannabaceae. The transcript is spliced from 4 exons.